AGGAAGCGGAAGUAAAUCCAAAAGUUUAGGAUUAUUUCCGAUGACGUCAGCUCUUGCUCUGAGGCUUCACGCGGGAAACAGCGAGGUCUCCUCAACACAUUGACACUGAGCAUCACUUCUUCUGGAGGCAGAGAUGGGAGACACUCUCGAGUUCAACGAGAUCUACCAGGAGUCUAAAGGGUCCUGGAACGACGGCCGGCUGCGGUUCAGUAAGCAGAACGUGGUCUACAAAAGCAACAAGACUGGGAAGGUGGACAGCAUCUCGGCCGCGGAGCUGUCCCAGGCCACCUGGAGACGCGUGUGCCUGGGGCACGGCAUCAAACUGGCCACCAGCGCCGGGCAUGUCUACAAAUACGACGGCUUCAGAGACACGGACUAUGAGAAGAUCUCAGAAUUUUUCAAGGCUAACUACAAGGUGGAGCUGGCAGAGAAGGACAUGUGUGUAAAGGGGUGGAACUGGGGAACUGCUAAAUUCUCUGGUCCGCUGUUGUCGUUCGACGUGAAUGACAGCUCAGUGUUCGAGAUCCCCCUGGCCAGCGUGUCCCAGUGCGCCACUGGGAAGAACGAGGUGACCCUGGAGUUCCACCAGAACGACGAUGCCGAGGUCUCUCUCAUGGAGGUCCGCUUCUACGUCCCACCUGGCACCGCUGACGAGGGGGCUGAUCCCGUGGAGGCUUUUGCCCAGAACGUGCUGUCGAAGGCGGAUGUGAUCCAGGCUACAGGAGAUGCCGUCUGUGUCUUCAAGGAGCUGCAGUGCCUGACUCCCAGAGGAAGGUAUGAUAUCCUGAUCUACCCAGCCUUCCUCCACCUCCAUGGAAAAACGUUUGACUACAAGAUCCCCUACACCACGGUGCUGCGCCUCUUCCUGCUGCCACACAAGGACCAGAGGCAGAUGUUCUUCGUGAUCAGCCUGGACCCGCCCAUCAAGCAAGGCCAGACUCGUUAUCACUUCCUCAUCCUGCUGUUCUCCAAGGAGGAGGAGCUUCGUCUCACCCUGAACAUGAAUGAGGAGGAGGUGGAGAAGCGCUACGAGGGGAAGCUCAGUAAGAACAUGUCUGGUUCUCUGUAUGAGAUGGUCAGCAGGGUGAUGAAGGCUUUGGUCAACAGGAAGAUCACUGUGCCCGGAAACUUCCAGGGUCAUUCAGGGGCCCAGUGCAUUACGUGCUCCUACAAGGCCCAGUCAGGCCUUCUCUACCCUCUGGAGAGGGGCUUCAUCUACGUCCACAAGCCCCCAGUGCACCUCCGCUUCGAGGAGAUCUCCUGUGUCAACUUCGCCAGAGGGACCACCACCACGCGCUCCUUCGACUUCGAGAUCGAGACCAAGCAGGGAAACCAGUUCACCUUCAGCAGCAUUGAGAGGGAGGAGUAUGGGAAGCUGUUUGACUUUGUCAACGCCAAGAAGCUCAACAUUAAGAACAGGGGAUUCAAAGAGAAAAAGGGCAUGAAGGGGAAGAACAAUGAGUACAGUGACUCGGAUGACGACCAACACGACGCGUACUUGGAGCGGAUGAAGGCAGAGGGCAAGAUAAGGGAGGAGGGAGACGGCAGCGACGACUCGGAAGGAGAGACCGACGAGUCUUUCAACCCUGGAGAGGAGAGCGAUGUCGCUGAGGAGUACGACAGCAAUGCGUCAGAGAGCGACAGCGGCAGUGGGGGGGGUGACAGCGAGGACGAGGGAAAGAAGAAACCUGCAAAGAAAGUCAAAGUGGUGAAGGAGAGGAAGCCACGCAAAGAGAAAAAGCAGAAGGAUGCCAACGCCCCCAAGAGACCAAUGAGUGCUUACAUGCUGUGGCUCAACUCCAGCCGCGAGCGCAUCAAGGCGGAGAACCCAGGAAUCUCCAUCACAGAGAUCUCCAAGAAGGCAGGGGAGAUGUGGAAACAGAUAGGGAAGGAGGACAAGGAGGAAUGGGACGGCAAGGCAGAGGAGGCCAAGAGGAACUACGAGAGAGCCAUGAAGGAGUACCGAGAGAGUGGGGGAGUAUCCUCCGCGCCCGCCAAGAAGGACAAUAAGAAGAAGCCAGGAGGCAAGAAGGAGGACAAGAAGAGGAAGUCCAGUGGAGGGGAGAAGGAGAAGGAACGAGGAGGGGGGAACGACAGUUUUAAGAGCCGAGAGUUUAUCUCCAGCGAAGAGAGUUCGUCGGACGGAGAACGGAAGAAGGCCAAGAAACCCAAGGGAGGCAAACCCAAACCCAAGAGCAAGGAGUCUGAUGAUGAAGAGGAAGCCAUGACCACGCCCGCUACAUCUGAGGAGGACUCUGAUUGAGAGGAGGAAGAUUCUCUCUUGACCUGCUGAUGACAUAAAGAAACUGGGAACAUUUGGACGAGUUCAUCCACAGUGGCCGGUGCUCGAGACACGCCGAUUCCACACACACACACACACACACACACACACACACACACACACACACACACACACACACACACACAGAGAGUUACAUGGACCAAGAGUUUGUAUUCCCUUUCUGUAUGUCUUUAUUAGAAAGUGAAUUAUGAUUUACUGUGUUGUCUAUGAUUCUACUGGAUUCUAUUUGCCCCAUGGGGUUGGUUGGAAUUGACAUGCAGAUGUGAUCGGUCUGUACGGUAUUUUUAGUGGACAUUCUGACCUGCUUAAAGACAUUUAAAAACUGCAAGUCUGGGCGUAUUUUUUAUUUUUAUUUUAUCACGUUUUUUUGUUUGUGUUUUUUGACUGAAUGAAUAAAUCUUUUGUAACAAAA
Esox lucius (northern pike) is the source of this 2714-nucleotide messenger RNA. It is a transcript of the gene ssrp1a, whose product is annotated as structure specific recognition protein 1a. Gene Ontology annotation, cellular component: nucleus; FACT complex. Gene Ontology annotation, molecular function: histone binding; nucleosome binding; DNA binding. The transcript is spliced from 19 exons. The record is from RefSeq and is a predicted model, not a curated record. The coding region runs from base 134 to 2263 and encodes 709 amino acids. Lineage: Eukaryota; Metazoa; Chordata; Actinopteri; Esociformes; Esocidae.